This is a messenger RNA of Phanerochaete carnosa HHB-10118-sp, 737 nucleotides long. RefSeq lists its product as uncharacterized. Lineage: Eukaryota; Fungi; Basidiomycota; Agaricomycetes; Polyporales; Phanerochaetaceae. Bases 59 to 535 code for a protein of 158 amino acids. The transcript has 3 exons. The record is from RefSeq and is a predicted model, not a curated record.
AAGAUUCAACAUCAGUUUCCUCCCAUCUGACUUACCCCGCCUCCGAUCAGUCCGAAAGAUGCCGUACGAUGCAAAGCCCCAGCUGUGGCGCCGCGUGCAGUGGACGCCUGAUGCCAGCGACGAGACAGACAGAGACACCGACUUCGGCGGUGCCCAGACGCCGUCGGAGCUCUCUGACGCAGAUGACGGCUCCGAGUACAUCGAUUCCGAGUACGGCGACGACGGCGCAGCACGUGCGGAGGAGCGGCGGGCUUCUGCGCGAACGCGCGCGCCUGAGCCGCCAUCUUCGGCAAGCUACUCGCUGAACCAGCCGGUGUGGGUCAAAGUGAAAGGAUCUUGGUAUAUCGGAAUGGUUGAACAGAUCAUCAGAAAUUCUUCAUCCAAGGCAAAUCGAAUAUGUCCUCUUUACGUGGUGGGAUUCCGUAGCCUGCAAACCUCCGCGAGGCUGCGGACGACCGCCGAUCCACUCCGAGGUGCCAUGAAACCGGCUGAGGCCAAGGAUGUCGAGAGAUGGUUGCGCUCUCAGCAGCAUUAGGCGGGCCCCCCAGCGCCAUCUCGAAAGAGCGUUCAGCCCGUGAAUAGAGCCUGUCGCCAGACCGCGUAUUUAUUUUAUCAUAAUUGCUAGAGGCAAAAAGAGGGGAUCAUCGAGUUAUGUAUUACUAAUUCCGUGUUUUUCUAUUCCAUGUCGCAUGCAUUGUAAAAAUACUAUUACACAGUCUUCAUUAGUAUCAUACCCA